Molecule: messenger RNA, 4548 nt
Organism: Durotheca rogersii
Lineage: Eukaryota; Fungi; Ascomycota; Sordariomycetes; Xylariales; Xylariaceae
Exons: 3
Coding region: 270-3908 (1212 amino acids)
Source: RefSeq, a predicted model, not a curated record
CUAUACGUACGUACGCAAAUACAAUCGCUCGGUCAAGCUCCCGUCUCGUCCCGGCAUCUGAUGAGCACGCGACAAAACCAAAACGCAAACCAACCAACGCAUCGGCCUCGUCCACCUAUUGUCCUUUCAAUCUUUCGACCGACGGACGCCCGUUCACACCGCACAACAGCCAGCAGCAGAAACGACGGCAACAGCACCCGUCCCGGAAACCGAAGCAGCGGAAGCACCCUUAUGUUGCACCCCGACCGCAUUGAAGCUUGACUCGGACGAUGAUGGAGAACGAUGGCCACGGCGACGGCCCCCGUCGGCGGGACCGUAUAAUGGGGAAGCUAUUCGGUAAUAGUAGCGUUGCGAGGGAUAGGAAAAUGACGAAUGAAGAGAGUGCAAACGAAAUCUCCGACUUUCUCGGCAUCUCGGACAGACUGACCGUUUCUCAUCCCGUCCCCCUUCCGCCACCUAUCUCCCCCCGAGGUCCCCCGGCUCUCGCCCUGGAUACUUCUAAGGCCAGCCGUUUUCAACAGCCGCCCAAUGUCGAAAACAGGUCUCAGCAAAGUCUCGCACAACGGGCACGGUCCCAUAGCCCACCACGACCGAGAAAGAAGAAGGGAUUGAUCGUUCGUUUCACCAACAGCUAUCCCGAGGUCAUUGGCGAAGGUGGUGACGAGUGUGAGACGGUAGUGGCUGAAAUCGGUAGGAGGAAGAGGGCAAGGUCCGUUCCGCCCUCGGCACCUUUGGCGUCUGCCCGCCCCCCGAACUCGAGCGGCCAGUCUACUAGGCAGAAGGGAGCAGUUCAAGAAAUACAAAGGAACGGAGAUGGUUUUAUACCAGGCCCGAUCCGCAGGACGCAGACGGGCUUUUCUAUGAUCGGAGAUUCCCAGACGGAAGAGCCUGGCCCGGCCCCUGUUUCUUCUCCCGACCCUCCAAAGCCUCGUGCGCUUCCUGCUGGCGACUCUACCCAAUCUCGCUUCCUCGACUUGGACAGUGGGAAGGAUGAUAACCGUCGAUCAUUUAUCGAGAUUCACCAGCAAGAGCAGCGUCAAGCCGAGGGGAUGGCGAUGCGGUCUGCUAGCGUCAACUCUCAUCACGACUGGGAUGAUUUGGGCUCUUCGCCCGAGCCCGUUCGGGGAACGCCGCCGCGUCGCAAGCCGGUACAACUUCCUACAAUGCUAGAGCCGACGCCGCCUCCGGAGCGGUCUAUGUCGGCCCGAGAAUCGUCAACACAACCGUCACUGCAGGAGUCGGUCGCUGCGGUGUUGCGAACCCAGUCAACUCGGUCCCCUCUUAAGCCCUCGCCAAUGCAGCCGGGGCCCGCGACGAGCCCACCUGUGAGGUCUCCCCUGCCGCCCCCUCCCCAAGACGUCCCGCCAAACCCGCCUCCUUAUACAGCUAUAUCACCUGUGCCGCCUAUACCUACCAACGCCGAUUUGCCCGACUUUGAUACCGAGCUAGCCAAAUUGCGCCCUGCAUCGCCCGAUGAAUUACGUCUCAUCACGAGCAAUAACGGCGAGAGCCCUUCGUCCACCUACUCUAAUUCCAUCCACUCAACUUCCGACCUCUCCCACAAAGCCACGCCCGUUACCCAGAACCCUGCGUGGCGUGGAUUCCAACCCCAUUCUCCGGAGAAGACGGUCCGAAGCCUCCACGACGCGGUGGUUGCGGCUGGCGACGACGCGCUGGAUGCUUUUGUCACUCGUACGAAACACCUAUACGAACUAUUUCGACUCCAUGCGGAACAAUUUCGACCACUCGGAACUUCACGGCCCGAAGAUGUGUGCCGAGCUGCGCUGUGGUGGUUCUUGAGGGGGAGGACAGCGCUGGAGAUUAUUAUUAGGAGUCGACCGGCCGAUCCUAACGAAACCCGACUUCUCAUAGCGAGAUAUCAAGCCUAUACCGAUCUAGCAAAGGGUUACUGGUUGAUGGAAAAGGCGCUUCCCGAAAUAGCGGAAGGCAAGUAUAGUCCUGUGGACGGGGAGCUGGGCGAGGUUCGCCAAGCAUUGAUACACCAGUUGAGGAAGCUAUCCGGUUCCAUGAGACGAAACGGCUUUCUCCCGCCGGAAGAGCCUUUCCUGCCGCAGACGAUGGAUAAAUCUAUCUGGGUAGAGUACCCGUCGCUGAGUCAAGACAUCAUCGCCCUUCUCAACGGAGUGUGGGGAUCGGUUCUCGCCGCCGCUCGACAGCCCGCCCGCCACAUGGAAGCACUUGAUGCCCUACCUCUCGGCGACACGGCCAAGUAUUUCAACUACGGCCGAGUCACGGCCGACGUAUACCUUAUGGAACAGGGUAUGGAGUCGUCGCAGACUUGCCUCCCUUGCGUGCUGUCGAUUCUUCGAUCGCAAGCCGAGCCAAGCCUAAAUUUCGUCAUCGCGAGCCAGAAUACCUGCGUGUCCCUACGGGUGCAAUCGGACAAGAGCGCGGGUCCAACGUGGCAAGAUAUCAAGUGGAGACCAGAUUCUUGCUUGCUCGAGGUUAAGCUGCCUCGAGGUUUCAUGCUCGCGAUCCGCUGCUCGCAACAGGACUACAGGAUGCUGUGGAGUAUGUACGACUUCAGCUCAAAGGUUCAAGGUUACCUAUACCAGCAGAAGGACGAGGUGAUUAAGCACACUACUACACUUCGCGGUUUCCAUUAUAUCGACGCGAAUCCGCAAGGAAGGUCGUUUCCCAAGGAGCCCGUGGGCCAAUGCCAACUGGGAUUAUACGAAAAGAUACUGAAGGAAAAUAGCCCGACCGGACCGAGGACAUUCCACCGGGGUUUCCGGCUUGCCGUGAUCACCGGCCCGAGAAUACGAACGCUUAGCGGGAUAACCCAUUUUUUCCCACCGCAGCUCCCUAUUCAGUUCGCCCCCCUAAGCAACGACCAACGUGCACCGAUGCUCCAGUUGGAUUUCAACGACGGCAAGAACAGAGGACGAAUGGUCUUGACGUUCAAUGACGACCAGGAGCGCGAGAAAUUUUUGAGGAUGAUCACAGGAACCUACGUUCACCACGACGAAGAAAUAGUCGCCGAAGUCCCGCUGGAAGGUAUGAAUAUGUCCGACGGAGUCGGCGACACGAAGGGGGGGUUCCCGGCUGUUCAGCGGUUGCCCUGGCAACGUGCGCGCAUAAUCAACGACAAAUACGUAGGAGACACUCCGCCGACGGUGCUGGCGGAGAAGCUUAGAGUUGAGAUCGACUCGCUAGACAAGGGCGGGGUUGGCGUGGUCAGCACCAUUACAGACCGGGUCAAUGUCGCGCCUGGGGAGCUGAGGCUCCGGCUCGGCACCAAGGACAUUCUCACGCUACAGGUCCUGCGGCAGCCACAAUCAGAUCUGACAGUCUCGAUGCUGGAGUCGCAAAUUCCCCGGGAAUCGCCCCGCGAGUUCGCGGGAUUGCAGAACACGAUCCAACGCGGCCAGACGGUGCGCACGUACCGGUUCCCAAGCUUCAAGGACCUACACGCAUUCCAGGCAGGGUUGACCGGGUACACAGUACUCUUCGACGGCGUGGCGGCGAGCCUGAAUAUCUCGCGUCGAAGGAUGGUGGUGCCCAUCUACAAAAAGUGGGAAGCCGGCACCACGCGCGUUCAGUUGGUGCAGCAGGAGAAGACGGUGCAGCUGCUCGCCUUCUUCGAGGAUUGGCACCACGGGCAAUGCAUGGGCUUUGUGCUCAAGGGCACGGACGUGUUUGAGUCCUUCAGCCGAAACGGGAAGGCCGGGUUGAAGCUGGCUGAUGCCAAGUUCCCCCUCCCGAGAGUUCCGCACGAAGGCGAAGCGAAGACGGAUGAUAUGGCCUUCCUGUGCCUCGACAUGCCCGACUUCGCGGGCGAGCAUGACGAUAUCACGAUCCUGUUCGACGAUAACUUUGAGAGAGACAGGCUCUGCUCAGUCCUCCCGGCACCGGUGAAAGGGUCGCGGCUGAGCAAGGCGAAGUGAGAGAGAGGAGACGAGAGGGAGAUCACGAUUGAACGAGGACACGAUUAAUUAUAGAUGGGUCUGUAUAACUCUGAUCUAGCAGCAUUGCAACAUUCCCAGCACCCAAGGCAAAGCAAGGCAAAGCGGUGUCAGGAUACCCCCCCCCCCCCCCCUUCGGUGGUGAUAUCGGAACGAGAGAGAGACGGGCGUCACACGUCAAAAAGAAUACGGGGAGGGCUGGCUAGUGUUGCUGUCUGAAGGAACUUUGGCACAAACCAGAAAUAUCGAAAGAGGAAAAAAUCAAAGCUAAAGACAAGAAUAAGUUAACACCGAUACCAGGCGUUGCUGAUUUUGGAUGACGAGGGCAUUCGGGUUGAGUCCGUCAUCGAGACAAAUACCUCCUAACGGUGCUGUCGCAUUUUCACAGAAGAUGAUAGGUUGGGGAGCUCCGGGAGGGCCGUAGAUAGGGUCUACCGUCUACCAUAGGUAGCAGGUACCUAAGGACCUACACCCGUAGGACAGCAGAUAAGAGGUACAUAGCGUAUGUAUCUUGGGCACAUACUUUAGCCCCACGUGUAUGCCAUUACCACCUUGCCUAGGCACCUCCUACCUAUGAAAAUCGCUACGAAAAUAGCUACGGAAGUGAUGUUAGUUAGCCUAG